Molecule: messenger RNA, 1218 nt
Organism: Schistosoma curassoni
Lineage: Eukaryota; Metazoa; Platyhelminthes; Trematoda; Strigeidida; Schistosomatidae
Source: the annotation of a GenBank genome assembly
CACGAUUUCACAGUGUAAUGAAAAAGCGCUGUUUUCGAAACUUCGGAUGUUUGCGUUCGUCUGAUAAUGUAACUACUGGCAUCCGAAAGAAGUUGGUAAUUGUUGGUGAUGGAGCCUGUGGAAAAACAUGUUUACUCAUUGUUUUCAGCAAAGAUCAAUUCCCAGAAGUUUACGUCCCAACAGUAUUUGAAAACUAUGUGGCUGAUAUUGAGGUUGAUAAUAAGCAAAUAGAACUAGCUUUGUGGGAUACCGCUGGUCAAGAAGAUUAUAAUCGCCUCCGCCCAUUAUCCUAUCCAGACACCGAUGUAAUUUUGAUGUGCUAUUCUAUUGACAGUCCUGACAGUUUAUCUAAUAUCAAAGAGAAAUGGAUACCGGAAGUUAAACAUUUUUGCCCAAACACACCAAUUAUAUUGGUUGGAAACAAGAGUGAUCUCAGAUAUGAUGAUAAAGUUAUCAAUGAACUUGCCCGUUUGGGUCAACAUCCAGUUACAUCUAGCGAAGCAAAGGCAGUGUCUGCUUAUAUUGGCGCUUACGGAGAAAUUGAAUGUUCGGCAAAAACUAAAGAAAAUGUACGUCAAGUAUUUGAAUUAGCCUCUAGAGCAUGUUUAAAAAUACAGAAAAAACAUAGAAGUUAUAAAUUAUUUUGAACUUUACUCUUCUUCAUUUGUUUUCUAUUUUCGAUAGAUAAUUUAAUAAUAUUAUUUAUCUAAUAUUAACUUAUUUAUUUCUUUCUAGUAAGUAUUAUUAAACUUUAUUUCUUUCACUUUGAAACGAUGGAUAAAUGACUGAACACAAGAAAAAGCUGUUGACUUCCUUUUCACAUUCCUACUUUUCAUCUCCAGUUGAUCUUAUUCCUCUGAUACUGCUGCAACUAGUACCGUUCAUUCUAGGGUGUUACUUCUUUUUGUAGUGUUGUUUUUUAUGCGGUAUUAUUAUUAUUAUGUGUACUUUAUUUAUUCUAUUUAAAGAAAAUUGAUCUUUUUUUAAUCAACAACUAAUGUCAAUAUGGGUAUGUAUCUCUCUGUGUGUGAGUUCGCAUUACCCAUUUAAUGAUAAUCAUUUGUAUAUCUCAUUCCAAAGCUUAUUGUUCUUUAGAAUGAACAAUUAUUUGUACAAUGAAUUAUUUUUGAUUGUUCAUUGAAUAUGUAUCCAUUGUGCGCACGUGUGUGUUUAAGUGUUUAUUUUAAAUUCCUAAAUAAAAAAGUGUCUUAUAUCGGA